UUUGCGCAUUGUUUUUAUUUUAUCAUUUGUUAACACGCAAUGGGUUGCUGCUCAAAUAACGAUGAAGAAAGACCUGUUUUAAAUGUUCUGCAAGACAAAUUUCGGCGUGGACGUAAAGCCGAAGAUUUCCAAAAUCAUAAACUAUUCAAACAAAUUCUUAAACAUAUUUGUGCGACACUGUGCUUGUACAAACCUUUUGGAUGGGGCUUGAUUGUGAAUGUCUUCGUGGCGUUGAUCUGCAUAUUUCAAGUCGUUUUCUAUAUUGAGAGGAGAAUUUGCCCGAAUUUUCACUGUGGAUCUCGUGACUUCUACGACAAUGGUUCCCGUGGUCAAUUUGAAAAGACAGCGAAUACCUUAAACGCUCUGUUGUCGAUUAGUGGACUGUUUUCGUAUAACCUUUUACUGAUAUCAUUAUCGAUAAUGCAUCGCAGAAAACGACAAGGAAAGCAAAAAGCAAUUAGCCCGUCAGAUGCUCUAUUUAAUGAUUUAUCAAACACACAAGUUAAAUAUAUUUUCCUCUCUCAAAUUGCAGUGAUAGUAUUUUUCCUAUCUUCCGUGGCAUAUUAUUAUCUAGUAAUAGGAACGCAGCCCAUGUUAGGCUGGCAUAGUUAUUGGAUAUUCUUCGGCGGAACUUCGCUGCUCGUAGCGCAAUGGGCAGCUGUUAUUGGAUGUCAAGCGUUUGCUAUUCCGUGCCUCGCAUUAGGGACUUUGGCAAACGAUACCGUAAGGAGGAUAAAAGAAAUAGGGAAAAAGAAGAAAAAAAGGCGGGAGGACUACGGAACUACAAGUGAAAAUACUUCAAUAUCUAAUGCAAAAAAAGUUGAGGAAAAAGGAGACCCGGAAAGUGGCCUAAGUGCUAAGAAUGUCGUAUGUUGUAUAAAUGACCUUGAUAUCGCUUUUGAAUAUCAUGAAGAACUUUGCGCCAUCGUAUCUGGGACUGUUUCAGCGUACUGUCCAUGGUUCGUGAUGCACUUUCUUUGUUACGGAUCAACCUUCCUAAUUGAGAUCAUCUUUAUAUCUGAAUUAGAACUAAGGUUUUUCAGAAAUCCCCUACAACUUGUUUUCACCACUGUAUCGCUCGUUGGGGUUUUGUAUUUGUUCAUGUUCCCAUGUAUAUGCGCGACCUACAUAACAGAUACGUGUGGAGGAAUCGCUGCCCGUUUCAAUGGAACUACAUUUAAAGACUGGCACGAAGAUCAUCCAUUUAGGGACCGUGCUAAAUUGAUAAUGUUUACAACCUAUGCGAAAGACAGACAGUGUGUUUUUAAAGUCGGUAGGAUAACAUUCACACCGACACUGGCAUGGAUUUCACUUCUCCUUGGAUCGACUGCAAUCCUCUUCCAUUUCUUUAGUUAAGUUGUUUGUGAAUGUGUACAUAUAUAGCCUUACACUGUAGUCACAAUUAAAGCCCAUUACCAUGCAGGGAAAAAUAGCGGACGAUUUCAUAAUUUUGAUUUAGUGAAAAUCUGGUAGUAAAUUGAUGCUCGAGCCCGCUUAAAGCUUUAUUUUGGAACGAAUCGAAUCCGGGAAUUUUCGAAAAAGUCUAUAACGUUUAUUACUACGUCAGUUCUCUGCUCAUGAAUUCAGUUCUUCCUCUCACUCUUGUCCUGAUAUGUUGUAUACAACAGAACUAUAGUUCAAUGCGCCACUGCAUGAGACGCCGGCACCGAUGGCGUCCAGUUAGUAGACAACGUUCGCGAUAUUCUUUGAGGCUACAUGCCAACGAGGCAACGACAACCACAAGUAUACGAAUAAGUCACCCGGCAAGCACUCGCCACAUGCAUUACACGGGCCAACUAUUUCAGCUAGCAGAUUCAACCUGGACGAUGCUCCUAUUUCACAGUAACUGUCAUUCUACCAUAAUUUUUCCUGCGUAUAUAUGCAUGAAGAGAACUAUUUUAAAAUCAAUUGGAUGUUGAAAACUUAUGUACCCAUGCGACCAGUUAUUCUAAUCUUUCGUUUCAAAUCCGAACCGUAAACUUGCUAAAUUGUAGCCAUCUUGUCCUUGAGUCUUGACAUGAGGGAACCUUGAUUUAAAGAACAACCGUAAAUUUACAGUAAAAUAUUUUAGCUCAAAUAGAGCAUCAAACUCUUUAAUAUACCGGCCAUGUGUGGCCUGCAUGUUUCAAGAAAAUGAAUUUUUAAGAUAAUUUUUUUACGAAUGUAUUAGCGUAUAAUCGUUAAGAGCUUUCUAUAUAUUUUACCAAAUGUAAAAAUUAUUUAACAGACCUUUCCGCACGCGGCGCGUGAGUUUUGCGUGGAAAGAUUUGAUUGCCUAUAAUUUGGAGCGCGGAAAAAGUUCGGACAAGCAAAACAUUGAAAACAAUAUAUUUUACAAGCCUAACAAUGGAUAUCACGACAAUAACAGAUGAAACCUUGGACAAUAUGAAGCAUGUGUAUAAUCUGAGAAACUUUCGCCGCGUGCGGAAAGGUU
This is a messenger RNA of Dendronephthya gigantea, 2434 nucleotides long. RefSeq lists its product as uncharacterized. The transcript is spliced from 3 exons. NCBI's taxonomy places the organism in Eukaryota, Metazoa, Cnidaria, Anthozoa, Malacalcyonacea, Nephtheidae. Bases 40 to 1356 code for a protein of 438 amino acids. The record is from RefSeq and is a predicted model, not a curated record.